Annulohypoxylon maeteangense is the source of this 3339-nucleotide messenger RNA. RefSeq lists its product as uncharacterized. The record is from RefSeq and is a predicted model, not a curated record. Lineage: Eukaryota; Fungi; Ascomycota; Sordariomycetes; Xylariales; Hypoxylaceae. The coding region runs from base 1 to 3339 and encodes 1112 amino acids. The transcript has 3 exons.
AUGAACAGGAUUAAAGAGACGCUAGCCAGGAUAGCUCGUGCCGCUAGAGGAUCGAAGGAGCCGUCGUCGUCUUCGAACAGCCUGCGCCUGGAUCGUGUAGGCCGAUCGAGCAGUUCGACUUUGGACUCGAGAGAGAGGGAAAAAGGUUUGGUGCGUGCAGAUGGAAGAGGUCCUCUCAUCCUCUACGAUGGAACCCCAAAUGUUGAUGAGGGACUUGAUGUCGUCUUCGUCCACGGCCUAUUUGGCUCACGCUCUGGGACCUGGUCGAAAGGAGGUAUUUGCUACCCUCGUGACUUGCUUGGGCAAGACAUCGCAGGACUUCGAGUUAUCGCAUGGGGAUGGACCGGUAGUUUGAGCGUCAGCGGUACUUUUAUCGAUCAAGCAGAAAACCUUUUAGCGGAUAUUGCACGGCUGCGUGCUGGGAUAACGCGCCCAAUCGUUUUUAUUGGCCAUGGCCUCGGAGGACUUGUGAUCAAAGAAGCCUUGGUCACGGCUGCGAUGUCGCGAAUUUACGGUGCACAUGUCGAACUUGGCAACGUAUACCCGCGGACUAUUGGGUGCGUAUUCUUGGGUACACCUCACGUAAGAAGUGGAAAGCGAUCAUUGGGCGAAUGCAUCGCCGCAACAGCGCUAUUAUCGCCGUCCGCGCCAACCCCGCAACUUCUACGAGGAUUCAAAGACAACGACAAGGCUUUCGAAAAUCUUCACGCAACAUUUCUUAUGAUUUCAAGAGAUAUCAGAGUUGUGUGCAUCAGGGAAAGGCUUCCAUCGACGAUAGCAACCUCGAGCGAUCCUACUGAUGGGAUGGAAUUGGGCAAAUCAACCGUGCAGACGAUGGUUCCGAGAGAUUCGGCAGCUUACGAAGGCUUCAAUGUGACGAGGCAUGAUAUGGGAGUGUCCCAUCUGGACCUUGCGAGGUUUAAGAGUAGGGACGAGGUGGGAUAUUCGCAGAUGCUUGCAUGGAUCACAAAAGCAUCAUCUGGUCCGACACCGGCAGAGGCCGAGGCGAGAGAACCUCGAAAUCAAGAAAUCAUCAACUCAAUUUAUUAUGAUACUAUGGCUGAACGUGAAUCUCGGAUUGAUCCAGCUUAUGGCCAAACGUGCGAUUGGAUCCUAAAUCCAAACCUCUCCAUAGUGCCCAGGCACCUUAGGUCCAAGGAUCCCGUGCUAUGGAUCAGUGGCAAUGCCGGAUCUGGCAAGUCGACACUUAUGAAGCAUAUUGCACGUUCCGAGAGCGUGCGACAGCAACUCCUUGAAGGCUGGGCGGCUGAGGGAGACUUGCUCGUGGCCUCUUUUUUUAUGUUCGAAGGCGGCAAUCGUAUUCAAAAGUCUUACGAGGGCUUCUUGCGUAGCGUCUUAUACCAGAUCUUGUCAGUGAGACGAGACCUCAUCAGAAUCGCCUUUCCUAGUUUCUUUGAAGGGGAUUGGCCACCCCCGGUCCUAUUUACAAGUAUCAAUAACCUUAAUCAGGCCUGGUAUUCUAUCUUCGCUCACAUGUCUGACACCCUACGCCUCUUCGUUUUUAUUGAUGGGAUAGACGAAUAUCGCAUUAUGGAACGAAAGGAUCAUUACGAGCCCGACCAGCUCGACAUCACUUACGAUAAAGACACGGGCGAUGAGGCUUGGGGACAGAGUAAAUGGGCCACAGAUUCGCACGUGGAAAUAUCGAAACUUAUUAACAGCAUGGGCAACAAAGACAAUAUCAAGUUUAUCGUCUCAUCUCGCGAACUCCCCGUUUUCGAAGAAGCAUUCGCAGAAUAUCCAAGGAUUAGACUCCAAGAACACACCGAAAAGUCCAUAUCGCAGUACGUGGCAGGCCGACUCGAAGAUGAAGCGCCAGGGUUACCAGAUACCAAGAAUCUGUGUAGGGAAUUGGCGCACAAAAGCAAUGGAGAUAUACUAUGGGCUAGAUUGGCAAUCGAUAUGAUAGUUGGUUGUAGCUUACGGACAUUAAGGACGAUGCUAAAUUCUUUGCCGACACAUCUUGGAGGACCCGACGGCUUGUAUAUGCGUAUGUUGGAGAAUAUGACUCUAGAGCAACAGCAGACCGCAUCCAGGAUUUUUCACCUUGUUCUCAGCGCCCAACAGCCACCCAGCCUAGUUACGCUCUCCUUCGGUGCAGAGGGCUACAUCAAUCCGGCAACGGGUCAACUAAGAGCCAUCGAAGACAAUGAACAUCCUUACGACAGUGAUUCUAUACAGCGCCUGACCGAUCAGAUGACAAACCUCUUACAAACAUCCUGCGCCGGCCUCCUUGUUGCCGAAACCGGGCCGUCUAGUAAUCCCAACACUCUCGAGACGGGUCAGCGAGUGGUCUUCGUCCACCAGACCGCUAAGGAAUGGGUGCGUCGCAAGGAUAUAUGGCUGAAACUUCCUGGAUGUAGGCCAGUUGCCAACGUGGAGUAUUACUUCAAGUGUCUCAGUGGAUGCGUAAGGCAUAUCAAAGCUUUUGAACUCAACCGGCCUCCAAUUUUAGCCUGGCCAAGCUGGCGAUUCCGACCUGGUGCCUGGCUCCUAAUCGCAAACGCGCUGCGGUUCGCCGAGAAGGUCGACAAGGAGGUUUCCGAGGUGGACAAGUACGUAGAGUUGAUGGACGAGCUGGACGCAACAUGCCAACGGAUAUGGGUUGCCGCGCUACAGAACCACAAGCCACUCCACGAGGAUCCCGACUGGUAUGACAACAGACUUCCCAGCAUGUGCCGGAAGCACUGGACGAACUACGAACCGAUGGACGCCGGAAAGCCGCCUAAGCGGAAGGAUAUCUUGGCACUCGCUGUUCAAGCCAAUUUGAUACGAUAUACCGAAGCGAAGUUGAGCAAGUUAGGUACGGAACAGAGAAGGAAGAAGGCUCAGGAACUUUUGCCUUUUGUUGUUAGCCCUAAGGCUGAGGGCUUCAGCGCCUGCGCCGGCCUUAGCGGAGAGUAUCUGGAUUUUCACCACGACAUGCCGGACUCCCGUCUCUUAGAUGUCUUAUUCGACGCCGGAGCAUCAGCACGAGAUGAAGAUAAACUGUGGGUUAGGGCGCUGAAGACGGGACGGCACUACUUCUCGAGAGGGAGCUUGACGAUGACUCACCUAUUAGAGACGUCAUCGAGCACGAGAUUGAUGGAUAACCGAGAAAGAUGGGUUACUGCCGUCAAGUCAUUACUUCAGCACGGCGCCGAUCCGCAAUGCGAUAUCCAGGUCACAACCGGCAGCGGCGAAAACCAGUCCACGACGACGAUAGCCGCCGUUGACUUAAUACGGGAAACGCUAGAGGGAGAACCCGAGUAUGCCGUAGAGUUAGUCGAAAUGGAGAUACUGAUGGGCAGGCGAGGGAGCGUGGGCAUUGCUCGGUAA